Pelobates fuscus (common spadefoot toad) is the source of this 2248-nucleotide messenger RNA. It is a transcript of the gene NFYC, whose product is annotated as nuclear transcription factor Y subunit gamma. The record is from RefSeq and is a predicted model, not a curated record. Lineage: Eukaryota; Metazoa; Chordata; Amphibia; Anura; Pelobatidae. Gene Ontology annotation, biological process: regulation of transcription by RNA polymerase II. The coding region runs from base 358 to 1359 and encodes 333 amino acids. The transcript has 10 exons. Gene Ontology annotation, molecular function: protein heterodimerization activity; DNA-binding transcription activator activity, RNA polymerase II-specific; RNA polymerase II cis-regulatory region sequence-specific DNA binding. Gene Ontology annotation, cellular component: nucleus; CCAAT-binding factor complex.
UGACUGUUAAAGUGGAAGGAGGCUGCAGGAUUUUUCAUUGGAGACUUGGGAGUUUUUCUCUUAGACAGGGGUCAGCUGAAAGACAAAGAAAAAUGGCGAGGAGUUUGCAAGUAUAAUGGUUCUUGUUGGCUCAGUAUCUAAAAUGGAUCUUCCACAGCCUUUCCUUCCAUGUGUCCUCAUGCCUUUGUCCUUUCUUCCUCUUUUUUUCCCCUUCCCUCUCUCUUUCCUGAGGGGGGGGGGGGGGAGGAGGUUCAGUGAGAGUGGAGCUGAAGGGGAAAAUUAUAAAUGCUUUGGCUUUCUCACAGCAUCGAGGAAAAGUGACUAGUCAAAGCAUAUUUUGGUGGUCAUGAUUUCAACAUGUCAACAGAUGGGGCUUUCGGCAGUGGUAGCAGUGAUGCUCAGCAGAGCUUGCAGUCAUUUUGGCCAAGAGUCAUGGAAGACAUCCGAAAUUUAACUGUGAAGGAUUUCAGAGUUCAGGAGCUUCCACUGGCUCGCAUUAAAAAAAUCAUGAAACUUGAUGAAGAUGUGAAGAUGAUCAGUGCUGAAGCUCCAGUUUUGUUUGCCAAAGCUGCUCAGAUUUUUAUAACAGAGUUAACACUACGUGCUUGGAUUCACACAGAGGACAACAAGAGGAGAACUUUGCAGCGAAAUGAUAUUGCUAUGGCAAUCACAAAAUUUGAUCAAUUUGAUUUCCUUAUUGACAUUGUCCCCCGUGAUGAAUUAAAACCUCCAAAACGACAGGAAGAGGUGCGACAAACGGUGACCCCUGCAGAACCAGUCCAGUACUACUUUACUCUAGCACAACAACCAACAGUGCAAGUUCAAGGACAGGCAGCUGGACAACAGACCACAUCCUCUACCACCACACUUCAACCUGGUCAGAUCAUAAUUGCACAGCCACAGCAAGGACAGAGUACACCUGUCACAAUGCAAGUUGGAGAAGGUCAGCAAGUGCAGAUUGUACAAGCACAACCUCAAGGACAAAGCCAGCAAGGGCAAGGUGCAGCAGGACAGACCAUGCAGGUCAUGCAGCAAAUCAUCACCAACACAGGAGAGAUCCAGCAGAUCCCGGUGCAACUCAACACAGGACAGUUGCAGUACAUACGUCUUGCUCAACCAGUUUCUGGAACACAAGUUGUGCAAGGACAGAUCCAGACCCUGACAGCCAACGCACAGCAGAUUGCACAGGCCGAAGUCCAGCAAGGGCAGCAGCAGUUCAGCCAGUUCACUGAUGGACAGCAAUUAUACCAGAUCCAACAAGUCACCAUGCCAGCAGGGCAAGACCUCUCUCAGCCAUUAUUCAUUCAGUCUACUGGUCAGACAACUGAUGGACAGGCUACACAGGUCACUGGAGACUGACCUGAAAAGCAUAUCAAGGGGACAAUGGGAAAUAGAGCACAGACACACAUACUGCAUAUGCGCACCUGUGCCAACAUAGCACACAAAGGUGUGCUACUUGCUCCAUUGGCACAGAGUGGGUUAAAGGGGAAGAGAGUUUGCCGUUCAAGAUUGGCUCCAAUCAUUCUGAACUGUAAUCAAACCAUUUCGAUAUACCUGAAAAUGCAAGUCGUGAUGAGAAAGAUACUCAGAAGAAUUUAUGAACAUACGCAAACAUCACAGAAGUCGUGGUUAUUCCCUGCCGAAAAUAUCCCAUAUUGUACUUCUGAUGCCAUACACAUGCCAUCUCACUUUUUUUGCUCUCUUUGUCUCAUUACAUAACCCCCAACAAAUCCCUGGAAAUGCAUUUGGAAGGCCAUAAAACCCGACAUAAAAGAUGGCAAUUUUCAAGUGAUUAUAUCUAUAACCUUUAUUUGGUCAACAUGGACAGCAGGUGGCUUCUGAAAAUUCAGGUAGACCGAUGUUUCAAGUAGAAAUCCAACUUUACAGUGGGAUUUCAGAAGGUAUUCAGUUCAUAAGGGCUUAAGUGUUAACUCACAUUUUUACCAUCUUUACAAGGUCCACAAACAAAGUGGAAUUUCUGUUCUUCUUCUCCCCCCUGUAAUUCCAUACACCAGCUACAAUCCCUGUGCCCUUUAUUGUCAGGAUGACAAUUGAACCCAUUUGACUGCCAAGGUGUAAAUUGUCUUAUUUUCCAUUUGUCUGGCAUGAGAACAUGGGAAAAUUGUAUUAUUUCUUUUUUUUAUAUAUAUUUUGUUACUAUUUUGAUUUUAAGUAUUGGCGCUAGUCUGCGUUGAAUGCACGUAUCAAAACACUGCACAGACUGCAAUAAACUUACUUUUUAGAUAUA